Molecule: messenger RNA, 3509 nt
Organism: Microtus oregoni (creeping vole)
Lineage: Eukaryota; Metazoa; Chordata; Mammalia; Rodentia; Cricetidae
Gene: Cebpg
Product: CCAAT enhancer binding protein gamma
Exons: 2
Coding region: 217-669 (150 amino acids)
Biological process (GO): regulation of transcription by RNA polymerase II; DNA-templated transcription
Molecular function (GO): RNA polymerase II cis-regulatory region sequence-specific DNA binding; DNA-binding transcription factor activity, RNA polymerase II-specific
Source: RefSeq, a predicted model, not a curated record
GAAAAUUUGAGAUAAAGCACCGUAAGGGCUUUCUUGACUGAGGAAUUCUACAUAGAAGAGUUGAUUGCAUGGCCGGGCAAGCCCCUCCACCACUGAGCCACCCUCCUAGGCUUCUCUAAGGUACAUGUGAAGAUUUUUUGGCAGUUGAGUGUGGCCUCUGCUGAUCACAUUGCUUUGGUUUCUGCCUGUUCUGUGUUGGCAAAGGAACACGCCCAAAUGAGCAAGCUGUCGCAGCCAGCCACUACUCCAGGAGUGAAUGGAAUAAGUGUCAUUCAUACUCAGGCCCAUGCCAGUGGCUUACAGCAGGUUCCUCAGCUGGUGCCCGCUGGGCCUGGGGGAGGAGGUAAAGCUGUGCCUCCAAGCAAGCAAAGCAAAAAGAGCUCACCCAUGGAUCGAAAUAGUGACGAAUAUCGCCAGCGCAGAGAGCGGAACAAUAUGGCCGUGAAGAAGAGCCGGUUAAAAAGCAAGCAGAAAGCUCAAGAUACGCUGCAAAGAGUGAACCAGCUCAAAGAAGAGAAUGAACGGUUGGAAGCCAAAAUUAAGUUGCUGACAAAGGAAUUAAGUGUACUGAAAGAUUUGUUUCUGGAGCAUGCACACAACCUCGCUGACAACGUGCAGCCCAUCAGCACUGAAACUACAACGACAAAUUCUGAUGACACAGGGCAGUAGAUCUCCUUCCAGGCGCCACAGCUUUGUGGCUUGAACAUGAGAGGUGUGACCAUCCUGUACUGCCUGGUUCCAUGGCUGAGCUUGGUCUUGUUCCAUUGGAGGUUAUUUUCUAGGCUCAGCACUGAACAGUCGAUUAGCCAUGUAAUUUAUCUGGUCUUAAAUGAUAAUGGAUUUUUGAAGCACUAAAAGAAGACUUAGGGUUUAUGGUUAAAACAAAAUUCCUGGACCUUAAUAUUCUUAAUAAAUCCUGACUUCCCCAGAAAUGCAUCUUUUUUUAGGAAUGGGAAAGUGGAGGGGCAUAUAGAAGGUUUUGGGUUUUAAUGAGACAAAACUGUGGAUUAAGAAAAGCUGGAUUCCAUCUGUGUUCCUCGAUUUGUGAUUUUGUUUAAAUUGUGUAUUGUAAAUUCUAGGGCUUCAGAAACCAAUCAUAAUAAUUUGGCCCUGUUUUACAGCUAGUAUAAACUUGUGUUACCAUAAUUGGCAUUGUUUAUCCCAACAAGUACAUAUUUUUUAAAAAUGACUUCAGGCAAAGUAAAGAAAUCCCAUUCAGGUCAUGUCAAAAUACAAAUUGCAUUUAGGAAUGAAAGAAGUGCUCCCUGCCCUUUGUGUGUUUUAAAGGGCAUAGAGUGGAAUUGAGUUUUGGGGUCCUUUGGUUUAUUGGAUUAGCAUUAUCUUGUGUCCUAAAAAACAGUAUCUACUGUGUACUGACAGUUUAGUUUCUGUGGAUGCUGAUCAAGGUAGCGUUUGUUUUAGGGGGGGAACCAUUUUCUGACAGCCAAGUUAGUAAGUGAAACACCUUGGCUUGAUGAUACAGACCAUGAUUUAGAAUACUAAUUUAUGCUGGGCACCUGUAGUCCCAGCACUAGGAAGACAGAGGCAGAUGGAUCUCUGUGAGUUCAAAAUCAGCCUGCUCUACAGAGUGAGUUCAGGACAACCAGGGCUACACAGAGAAACCCUGUUUCAAAAACAACAAAAGAAAAGAAUACCAAUUGAUUUGGUUUCUCCCGUGUUCAGAAUAACUCCCAACGGGGCCAUGAUUUUUUAAAGGCAUAGUUUUUUUUUGUGUGUUCUUGUGUGAAGAGGCACGUUUUGGCAUUUGAUCUCAACUAAAUGAUUAUUAGAAAAAUGUGUCAACUUCAUGACAUCUCUCAAAAGAAUAGUCAAAGAAAACUUGAAAGUAUAAGGUUUCAAUCUUUAAUUUAUUUACUAAAUCUUUUUAUCCUUUUUUGAGGAAUUUCUUUUCUAGUUUAGUGGGGUGUUCUUCCAGACUUGAUGUUUCAUUGCCCGUUUAUCCAUUAGUAUGCUUUUAUGUUCUGUAUAAAUUAUUUUAGAGAGAAGAAGCUGAUAAAACUCAGGAUAUUGACUUUGUUGUGAACUCAGAGCCGCUAGGGUGUCUCUAGGGUCCGCUUUGUCAGUGCUGCAGUGUAGAUUGUCUUGGUAACUCACAGUUUUUGCACACUUCCAGCUAGUUUGUUGGUUCCUGAGAGGGUGCCGAAAAUAUGAGUCUUGCAUGAUCACAGUUUGUGUUGCUGGGAAUCUUGCUUGAACAUGGUCAUUUCUGGCCUGGUUUCCUACUAAGACUUGGUUACUGCACCCCAGUAUAACUCAGGUUGCUCCCUGAGUGUGGCAGAAGAGUGCGGAUUCUUCUGUGCAGAAGCUGUUGGUGCCCUGCAGCUCAGCAAAGGCUUUUAGGGCCACUGUGCUGAAGACAGGAGUUGACACUGUUCUUAGGGAACCAAGAAAUGAGAGGGGUUCUUAAAAGUUAGGGUCCAGCACCAGUUUACCUUGGUUGUAAUAGCCAUCACUUACAAAGAUUGAUAGAUGUUUUAUAUAGCUAACAAGGAUGCACCCAUACAAUUCUAAUCUUUACUACCUGAUUGAUACUAUGUAGUGAACUUAAUGGGAGAUACAGUUAGGUCCUGGUUGAACAUGUAAGAACCUACAGUAGGUACACAGACAUUGGAAACUCUUACUUUCAAACACCAGCUUUCACAAAUGGAUGUUCUCAUGGAAUUUGUGGUUACUGGUGCGAGGAUGUAAGCCAUAGGGAAGGCAGUGCUCAAUAUUUCUAAUCAGAAGAUACAAAUCAGUUCUAACUAAAUGCUCUUAACCUUUGUAAAUCAGAUGGUUAGCACAAGCAAGCAGUUCCACAUAGAACACAAAUGUUAGCUGGCCUUGGACUUUCUUACUAAAGUGAAAUGAUGUUCAGCUUGAUGGAGUUCUUAGUGUAAAAUUGAAGGGAACUAAGUUUGGGGAGUGGGUAAGUUUAGGACUUUGGAGAUAGCUUGUUACUGGGGAACCUUUAGAGUGAUCUGCCUUGUGGAUAGGCCUCAGUGUGGAUUAGCCACACCUGUGUCCCCUGGGGUGGCUGCAGAGGGAGGGAUCAGAGCUUCCCUUCUGUCCUGGCCCUUUGUGACAGGUGACCUUGGAAUCUUCAUUAGGGUUUUAUUAAAAUGUGACCCGGGAUUUGAAAUCCAGGUCAUGAGUCCACUCAUUUUCUGUAGUUCUCAAUCUAUGGAAGUAGAAACAUGUACAGUUUGAUAAGGAACUGCAGCAGCUUUUGAUGUUUCUUAGCCGCUCCUGCCCCCUGGGCUGAAGCUUCGUGCCUGAACAACCCUUGUAGCACCUAGAGUGCUUCUGAUGCCUUAGAAAUAGGAAUGAUACCUGUGUAUUUGACAGGCUAGGUAAGAUUCCAUACAGCUAAUCAGAUCUGCCUCUCAGGAAAAAUACUAACUUGUUCUUUUUGUUUCUGGCUUUCAGUUUGUGAGAUUACUCUAUUUUUUUAAGUAUAAUUUUAUUUCUUCAAUGAAUUUAAAAAUAAAACACCUUUGGAACAAUGA